GGUCGAAAGGCUGUGUUGGUGAUUACAGACCCAGACAUGAUCAAAACAGUGCUGGUGAAAGAAUGCUACUCUACCUUCACAAACCGCCGGGUUUUUGGCCCAAUGGGAUUUAUGAACAAAUCCCUCACCUUCUCUGAGGAUGAAGACUGGAAGAGAAUAAGAACAUUGCUUUCCCCCACCUUCAGCAGUGUGAAACUAAAGGAGAUGUUCCCCAUCAUCCGUGAGUUUUCUGAUGGGUUGGUAAAAAACCUGAGACCACAAGCAGAGAAAGGCAAACCUGUAGUGUUGAGAGACAUCUUUGGAGCCUACAGCAUAGACGUGAUCACGGGGACAUCAUUUGGGGUGAACAUUAAUUCUCUCAACAACCCACAGGACAUCUUUGUGGAAAAAGUCAAGAAGAUCCUAAAAUUGGAUUUCUUUAAUCCAGUGAUUUUCUCAGUAGGUCUGUCUGACCUGGAGCUAGCAGCCCAAUCAAUUAUCUUUAUUUUCGCUGGCUAUGAUACCACCAGUCUCACUCUGUAUCUAUUGGCCCUUCACCCUGAUGUCCAAAAGAAGCUGCAAGAGGAAGUUGACAGGACUUUACCCAAUAAGGCACCUGCCACCUAUGAUGCUGUGAUGGAAAUGGAGUAUGUGGACAUGGUGGUGAACGAGGUUCUCAGGCUGUACCCCAUUGCUGGCCGAGUUGAGAGGGUCGGUAAGACAGAUGUGGAAAUCAAUGGAGUGGUUAUUCCCAAAAACACCCUGGUGAUGGUACCAAUCUACGCUCUUCAAAGGGACGCCAAGUACUGGCCAGAGCCUGAGGAAUUCCGCCCUGAGAGGUUCAGCAAGAAGAACAAGGAAAGCAUCAAUCCUUACAUCUACAUGCCCUUUGGAGCUGGGCCCAGAAACUGCAUUGGCAUGAGGUUCGCUCUCAUGAACAUCAAACUUGCUCUUGUCAGACUCAUGCAGAAUUUCUCCUUCCAACCUUGCAAGGAGACCCAGAUUCCUCUGAAAAUAAGUAAGAAACCACUUCUUCAACCAGAAAAACCCAUUGUCCUAAAGAUUGUGUCAAGAGAUAGGACCAUAAAUGGAGCAUGAUUCUCUGCAAAGGUUUUUCUGCUGUGUUUUCCAGGGACAUUGUGUCCAGGAGCACUAGAAAAUGGAUUGAUUGUGUGUGGGGAAAAAAGAACCACUCAGAAAUAAAGCCAGGUCUGGCCUUCUCAGUAAAUUUGUGAUUAGCAAUUCUGGACAUUUUCAAGCUUGUUCAAUGGCUGUGUGGGCUUUUAUCUACUGGGUGCUAUAAAGGAAGUGACUUCUGGUUCUCACAGGAGUAUUGUUCUCUCCUAUCAUCAUUCCGUUCUCAGAGCUGUGAUGAGACCAUAGGCAUUUAUCACUAAUCUUAUCAACAAUGAGGAAGAGGAGAGCUCUUGUGAUAACUCUGUUGGCAAAGGUCUAUCUCCAAUGUUUUAUUUGCAUCAUUCUACUAUGUGUAUUGUGCUGAGAAAGUUAAUAACUUCCUUCAGCAAAGAGUAUGAUUAUGAAGCCUCCACCCACAUGAGGGGCUGAUUGAGGUUCUUUCGUUUUUAUCAUCAGAACCAGUGAUUGCUUGGGGUCUGUUUCAAGUCUCCAAUUAGAUUAUUCAUGAUCCACAGGGUUAAUCUGCCAUGUUCUUCCUCAUUGAAGGUGUAUUGCUCGUCUGAUGCUACCAUUUCUAAGUUCAUGUUUUUGUACCACUCUACUGAGAUGUGUUGUAUUGGUUUUGGUGUAAUGUUUCUAUUGCAUCUCCCCCCAGUAUUCUUUUGUGAUCCAUUUUCACCUCCCCACUGUGUUAAUACAAUGAACACUGAAUAAA
Molecule: messenger RNA, 1831 nt
Organism: Dipodomys ordii (Ord's kangaroo rat)
Lineage: Eukaryota; Metazoa; Chordata; Mammalia; Rodentia; Heteromyidae
Product: cytochrome P450 3A29-like
Exons: 8
Coding region: 37-1077 (346 amino acids)
Biological process (GO): steroid metabolic process; oxidative demethylation
Molecular function (GO): iron ion binding; testosterone 6-beta-hydroxylase activity; oxidoreductase activity, acting on paired donors, with incorporation or reduction of molecular oxygen
Source: RefSeq, a predicted model, not a curated record